Messenger RNA from Lathyrus oleraceus (garden pea), 3792 nucleotides. RefSeq names its product wings apart-like protein 2. NCBI's taxonomy places the organism in Eukaryota, Viridiplantae, Streptophyta, Magnoliopsida, Fabales, Fabaceae. The coding region runs from base 337 to 3333 and encodes 998 amino acids. The record is from RefSeq and is a predicted model, not a curated record. The transcript is spliced from 13 exons.
CAAAUCUUGAAAAUGACGAAAGCAGCCUCAUCGGAUGUCCCUGGGUUUACCGGAUAAAAAACACUACACUGGCCCAUCGAUUCAAAUUUGCACGCAAUUUCAUAAACAAAAAUUCAAAUUUUUCCGAUAGAUCUUCUUCUUCUUCCUUCAAUUCUUCAUCUUCUUCUUCGCGUUCUUCGUUCAGCUCACCAAACUCAAAUCCUCUUCUUUCUUUCACCUUUUCUUUUUCAUAAAUUUACCAAAAAGCCCUCAUCUUGUCGAACAAUGCCAAAUCCUCAUCCAUCUACAUAGCCGCCACCAACCAAUACCAACCGAUCUCCGAUCCCGGAAUCCACCAUGAUUGUUCGCACAUACGGUCGCCGCAACCGAUCAAUUUCCGAAACGUGCUCUGGCUCUUCUCUAAACGACGACGUAUCAGAGCCCUUUUCAACGGACGCUCUUACCCAAGAACAAGACACUCACUUCGGCGGCUUCGCUUUUUCCUCCCAAGAUUCUUCCUCUAAGUGGUCUUUAUUCGAUUCCGAUCCCAAUUCCAUCGACGAUUUGUACGGAGCAGAUCGCCGGGAGUCUAAGAGAGCAAAGGGUGCAGCCGGAAAGGACGGAUUCUCUUUUCCGGCGACAUCAACGCUGAUGGAGGCGCAGGAGUUUGGGGAGAUGAUGGAGCAUGCGGAUGAGGUUAAUUUCGCUCUCGAUGGACUCCGUAAAGGUCAACCUGUACGGAUCAGAAGAUCUAGUUUGGUUUCUCUUUUGUCAAUUUGUGCCACCACGCAGCAGCGAAGGCUUCUUCGCUCUCAGGGGAUGGCAAAGACAAUAGUUGAUGCUCUUUUGGGCCUCAGUCUUGAUGAUUCUCCCAGCAAUCUUGCAGCUGCAACCCUUUUCUACAUUUUGACUUGUGAUGGUCAAGAUGAUCAUCUCCUUGAAUCACCGUGUUGUGUUCAAUUUCUAAUCAAGUUGUUAAGACCAGUUGUAUCUACAGCUAUUAAAGACAAAGCACCAAACAUUGGCUAUAAACUUCUAUCAUUGCGUCAGAACAAUGACAUGCUAAAAAAUACGACGACAAGAUUUGACUCCAGUUCUGUUGCAGUUUUUUCUAGAGUCCAAGAAGUUCUAGUUAAUUGCAAAGAGCUAAAAGCAACGAGUCAAAAUAACAAUGCGACUGAAAGGCCAGAGUUAUGCCCAAAAUGGUUAACAUUGCUGACUAUGGAGAAGGCUUGUUUAUCUGCCAUUUCUCUUGAUGAAACCUCUGGUGCUGUACGGAAGACUGGUGGAAAUUUUAAGGAAAAACUAAGGGAGCACGGAGGACUUGAUGCAGUUUUUGAAGUCACUAUGAGUUGUCAUUCCGAUUUGGAGAAUUGGAAGAAUAAUAGUUCUCGGUCUGCCAAAGAUUUGAGAAAUGAUCAACGCCUAAAGUGUCUCACCUUGCUUCUUAAGUGCCUGAAGAUAAUGGAAAAUGCUACUUUUCUAAGCAAAGACAAUCAGACUCAUUUGCUUGGAUUGAAAAGAAAAUUGAGUCCCAAGGCUACCCCAUUGUCUUUUACGGAGCUGAUUAUAAUUGUCAUAAAGAUGCUCUCAGAUCUAUGUUUGCGUCAGACUGCCUCUGAUGUGUCCACUGUUGCCAAGCUUAAUGACCCUUUCUCUAUGCUCAGUGAUGAUUCUGAGUUGGAUCAACUCAGAGACUAUAAAGAGAAUAGACCUAUAUCCAUCAGUUCCGAUAGUAGUUACUUUGGCGUGGAGAGUAGGAAUAGCUAUGAUGUGGAGAGGGCCUCUUCUAUUAAGAAUUCUAACGUUUCUCAUGACACCCAACUGUUGACAUGUGCUCGGUUGGAAAGAUCGCUGUCUGUUUCUGAAACUCCUAGCACAUCAACAACUGAUACAGACUCACUAAAGAUGAGGAUCAAUUCGUGCACAUCUGGGUCUUCCAGUGGUUUAUCAAAGAGUUCGCACAAUAAAAAAUCCACGACCCACAAUAGUUUAAGGAAGAGUGUUCACUUUACUGAAGGGCCCCCAGUUGUAGUCUUGGAAGAUAACCAAGAUCCAUUUGCAUUUGAUGAGGAUGACAGUGGCUUAUCAAAGAGUUCAUAUUGUCAAAAAUCCAUGACCCUAAAUAGUUCCAGGAAGAAUGUUCAGUUUACGGAAGGUACCCCGGUUGUAAUCUUGGAAGAUAGCGAAGAUCCAUUUGCAUUUGAUCAGGAUGACAGUGGCUUAUCAAAGAGUUCAGACUGUCAUAAAUCCCUAAAUAGUUCUAGGAAGAAUGUUCACUUUACGGAACGUACUCCGGCUGUAAUUUUGGAAGAUAACCAUGAUCCCUUUGCAUUUGAUGAGGAUGACAUUGUGCCCUCUCAGUGGGACCUACUAUCGGGGAAACACAAACCAUCUCAUUCUAAAAAACAUAAGGUAGCAAAUAGAAAAUUUGAAAAUGAGCGUCAAUCACAAACCAAAAUGAGUCAAGAAAAUGAGCAUGAAUCACAAACCAAAUUGAGUCAGGAAAAUGAACUAUCGCAAACCAAAUUGAGUCAGGAAAAUGAACGUCAAUUGCAAACCAAAAUGAGUCAACAAGAAUCAAGUGAUGGGAACGUCAAUUGUUCCAAUUCUGACAUCAGUUAUGAAGAAGAUUCUAGUCUUCUAAGUGAUUGCCUCCUUACGGCUGUUAAGGUGCUGAUGAAUUUGACUAACGACAACCCUAUUGGCUGUCAAUUAAUUGCUGCCAAUGGAGGACUAGAGGCUAUGUCUAUGUUAAUUGCUGGCCAUUUCCCUUCUUUUAGCUCAUCGCCAUCCUUUGCUCAAUUAAAAGACACCUCUUUGAGAACUGAAGAGGACCAUCUGUGUGAUAGGCUUCUAAAUGAUCACGAAUUGGAUUUUCUUGUUGCUAUUCUGGGUUUGCUAGUAAAUCUGGUUGAGAAGGACAGUCAAAACAGAUCACGGCUUGCAGCAGCCAGUGUUCUACUACCUUCUUCAAAAGACUUGGACCAGGAGGUUCGGCGGGAUGUUAUUCAAUUAUUAUGUUCUAUUUUCUUGGCUAACCAGGGUGAAAGUGAGGUGGCAGCUGGGGAAGAUAAAAAAUUUGAACUGAAUGAUGAGGCUGCUGUUCUACAAGGUGAAAAAGAAGCUGAGAAAAUGAUUGUCGAAGCUUACUCCGCGUUGCUUCUAGCAUUUCUUUCCACCGAAAGCAAGAGCAUCCGCGAAUCAAUUGCUGACAAUCUUCCAGAUCACAACUUGGCCAGUCUUGUACCUGUGUUGGACAGAUUUGUGGAAUUUCAUCUGUCUUUGGACAUGAUUUCACCAGAGACUCAUAAAACUGUUAGCGAGGUCAUCGAAUCAUGUAGAAUUCGGUGAAAGAUCAAAUGAAAAAAUCUGUACAGACACAUCUUGCUUUAGGAUUUGUUGCUUCUCCGACGGAAAAGGAAUUACUGCAGCUCACAUCAUUAGAAUUCGACCAACUUUUAUGUGCCGCUCUCAAUGCUCAUACACUUAUUUUAUAUCACCGUGCUGGUGAUACGGAAAUGCUUGAAUACAAAAAUUAAAAGGCGGUUGCGCUCCUAGCAUAGCCUGUGUGUAAUCAAUAGUUGUAAUUUUUUCUUUGAUAUUUUUGUUUAUUCAUCCAUUUUCAUGUAUUAGAAGCUCAUAUAGUCCAUUUCAAUUUCUCAUGUCCUUUAUUUUUCAGCAACUUGAUACCUAAUCAACGUAGUAGCAGAGAAAUGUGUAUUAACCUUAACUCUUUUAGAUAAAGUUAUGCAAUACAUAAGCUGUAACUGUGUUCCCGUAGUGGAAAUUCAAGUAAAAUAUUAUAAUGUA